CCUUUGUUUAUUUAAAUGGACGCGUCUUUUGAUCAAUUUGGAGGUUAUGGAUGGGGAGAACAAUCUGGAGGAGGAGGAGGACAAGAUUUUAAUAUCCCUACACCAUUUCAAAAAAGCCACAUAACUGAUAAAAUUCCAAUCCCAGCAAUUGUUGAAGAUUUGUUGACAAUGUCUAAUGAUGAGGAAAAGUAUGUGAUUGGUGGAUACUCGUUCAAUACGGUCAAAAUUAUGGGCAGGAUUGUGAGUGUGUUUACCGAUUCAAAUCAAUGUACUACCUACGAGAUUUGUGAUGGAAUGGCUGAUGAUCCACGCGUAGCUAAACGAUUUACUGUUAUUCGUUAUGGAGGAACUGAUUUGCAACCAAAUAUGGAGCAAGUCUUUUCUGAGGGUCAAACAGUUCAGGCGGUUGGAAAACUUCGACUGUUUAAUAACCGCCUCAGUCUUGUCAGUUUUCACAUUCGUGAUGUUACAAUGGAAGAAGUUGAAAUUUAUAAAAUGGAGUGUAAACUUGCAAAAUAUUAUUUUUCUAAGGUUUGA
Molecule: messenger RNA, 537 nt
Organism: Meloidogyne enterolobii
Lineage: Eukaryota; Metazoa; Nematoda; Chromadorea; Rhabditida; Meloidogynidae
Source: the annotation of a GenBank genome assembly